AUGCUGUUUCAUCCUCACUGUCUGAGCAGGAUUUAUUUGCAAUGAGGAAAACUGACACAUGGCAAGAUGGCAGCGCGCUUGACACAGUUGGAGAGAUGGACAGCGCUGACAGCUGCGACAGUGUGGUCAGCUUCAACUCCUGCUUUAGUGAUGAUAGUUUGGAGUUCCUCUCCGCUGAGGAGAAAGCUUGUCUCAUGUUCCUAGAGGAAACCAUUCAAUCCCUGGAUACAGAAGAUGAGAGCGGCCUGUCCAAUGAUGAGCCAGAUCAGAUACCAGCACGAGGAAAUGUGGCAACCAAAGCAGCUCACCUCACUGCAUCGAUGGGAGUCAACAAGCGCCCUGGUCGAGAUACGCCUAGACGCCACUUUGAGGAUCCAUCAUCGUCUGGUAGCCCAGGAAAAAAUGAAAACGUCAAUUAUAUGGUCCCUACUCCAUUUAUUCUAGCGAAUGGUAACUCGCGAGUCCCAAACCGACCUGGAUUAGCCGCGUCCCCAACUAAGAAGCUAUCCGCCAUGAAGAUGGCUCCUGAAAAUACCCAGCCUUGUCAAGAAGCUAUGCGGAUUCAUUCAGAUGUCAAUGUAGUUGUGAUAUCUCCUCCACAUAAAACCAAAAGCAAGAAAGAAAACCUAAAUAACCAAAAAGCACAGAACGGGUCCUGCGGAGGGCCGCUCUCUUACCAAGGUCUUCUUCUAAGAAACAGCAAUGCAGCUGAAGCCGAUUCAGGGAGCACCCCUGCAAUCCAAACCUUACUACAAAAAUCAAAGAGUAUGGAAAGUGUGGGCACCAGGCUCGUUCCCCCACCUGUGGCCCCCAAACCUAAACUCAAAGCUUCAAGGAGCCAAGAAGGAGCCACUGACUCAAAUGUGCCUCACGCCAGGGUAUUAAAAGCUGAUAAAUUAAUGAAUCCAGAGAAAGUGAGGUUGGAGGCUCUUUGUAAGCUGGGUCUCCUUAAAGUGGAUCCAUCUAAUGCCAAGCAGGUCAGGACAAUCCAGCAAUCCCCAGCGUACAGCCAAACCACAGCUGAACCUUAUCGGCCGUGUGUCGCUCCAAAACCUGGAAAACUGACGCAGAAUCUUCAACAUCAGCUCUCUGUGAGCGACGUCUGCGCAGACCCUCCACGUCCACGACCCUCCUAUAUGGGGAAAGCUGCAACACUGAAGCGCAUUGGGUCUUCAGGUUCUGACAUCAACGAGUUAAAUUCGGUAUCUCUGAACCAGCAGUCGUGUUCUUCUACGGUAGAAACAAAGAAAUAUAGAGACACACAAAUAGAUGCUAGUCAGUCAAGACUCAGAAAAGACCAACAGGUGUCCGAAUCUCAACACGCAAAGGGCUUCAAUGUACCGGUGCACAGCAUCGGCAAGGAUCGAAGAGAUGCAUUACGCAAACUAGGACUCUUGAAAAACUAAGUGCCGAUUGUAUGUGAUUUUAGUAAUAUCUCUACUGAAAAAUCCAGCUGAGACCUGCAUGAGCUGGUAGCUGAUUCAAGAUGGCAGUAGCUGGUUAAGCUGGUCCUCCCAGCCUGGCAAAGCUGGUGGGUCAGCUGGUCCUUGGUCUUCCAAAACACAGCUAGACCAGCUUGCUACACCAGCUAAUACCAUGCUGGGAGACCAGUUAAAACCAGCUUAUGCUGGUUUUAGCUGUUGUUUUCAGGCUACUCUACUUUUAGUCGAUUAUGUAUGGAGUUGUCAUCCAGAUGCCGAAUUCAGUGCUUAAAAUUAAGAUGUGUUUUGGCUGUGUAAGUACUAGAUUAGCAAUUAGCCUUCACCGUUUAGUCUUAAUCUCUUAAACCGUCUCUUAUAUGCCUUUGAAUCAAACCUGUUUUCUCAAAGUGAAAAUCAAUUCAUGUUUUUGUUCAACCUGGCUCGACUUUUGAACCCAAGCAACCGUGCCUUUAUAGAUCAUCUGUCAGUCAAACUCCUCAUUUUACCAGCCGCCGGUGAGAUCUGACAUAGCACUUCAAUAGAUUAACUAGUUAUCUUGGGUUGCGAGUAAUAGACCAGUGUUCGUGUUACCCGACCUCAUCUGUCAUUAAAUGUCUUUAUCUCAAAAUGUGAUCUAGUUCAUGACUUACACAGAGAAUGGCUUCUUCUGUUUGUAUUGACCUAGUUAACGGUUGCCCUUUCACAGCACUGGUUAAGAUUCACUUUUCUUAAUGAAUUCACACUUUAACAACAGGAAAUAAAUUCAUUUACGUUUUUAUGCAUUUGGGAGAUGCUUUUUAUACCCAAAGCGAAUUACAGUGCAUUACAAAUGAGUAUCAAAUGUAUGAUUAUGAUGUUUGUGCUAAUGCAGUGCUUUGCUGAUUGACAUACACUGCAAUAAAUUAUGAUGAUGGUUAAGUAAAAGCUUUUGGUUAAUAGCCAAACAUACACUGUAAAAAGUAAAAGUUGGAUCAACUUAAAAAAAUUACUACAAUUCGUAACAACUAAAAAAUGUGAGUUCAUUCAAUUGGUGUAAGUAAUUUUAUACAUUGAUCCAACUUUUCACUUCUUAAAGUGUAUGAUGACUGUAUGGGUAAAAACUACAGUGCCUCCAUCAAUAGUACUAGCACAAUUUAUAUAAACACAAAUAUAUGCAUCAAUUAAAUUGCUGUUUGUGCAUGUGUUUUUAAUGUCGUAUAUGUGUAAAGUGAUCCUGUACCUGUCCUGAUAGUGAAAGUGCUUUUCUUCUGAGUGGUUUUCAUUACAGUCUUAAUGUCUGCUGUGUACAGGUCGCUCUGACCUGAUGUU
Paramisgurnus dabryanus is the source of this 2729-nucleotide messenger RNA. RefSeq lists its product as uncharacterized. The record is from RefSeq and is a predicted model, not a curated record. NCBI's taxonomy places the organism in Eukaryota, Metazoa, Chordata, Actinopteri, Cypriniformes, Cobitidae.